Messenger RNA from Daucus carota subsp. sativus, 1639 nucleotides. RefSeq names its product GRAS family protein RAM1. Gene Ontology annotation, biological process: regulation of DNA-templated transcription. The transcript has a single exon. Gene Ontology annotation, molecular function: sequence-specific DNA binding; DNA-binding transcription factor activity. Bases 178 to 1545 code for a protein of 455 amino acids. Lineage: Eukaryota; Viridiplantae; Streptophyta; Magnoliopsida; Apiales; Apiaceae. The record is from RefSeq and is a predicted model, not a curated record. Gene Ontology annotation, cellular component: nucleus.
CUCUCCCUUGUCUUUUGUUUCUAUUACAUGUAAUGCCAUGAAAGAAUUUUCAAGAUAUAUUCCCUUACCCGUUCCCUAGUUUGGUUAAACCAACCUUCAAGUAGGUCUACCUGCACCCUUAUUAUAUUCUUCAUGCACUUUUAUUCAUCUUUCUCACUUUCUUUUUGAGGUUUUAACAUGGAAGCUACAGAUCAUGAUGAAGAGUUCUUGAAUUUAACACUUGCGAUCGACUCAAAUUCGAGUUUCGACAAGAAGAGGAAAGGAAUGAAAACAGAGGAGGUUCUGAUCGAGCCCAAAGAAGAGUGUGAAGGUAAAAUAUUAAACCUCCUUCAACUGAGAGAAGAUAUGUUGAAACUAGAUCACAAGAGGAAAGGUGUGGCUGAAGAUGGAAAAGGGCUUCAUUUGAUUCAUUUGCUCCUGAUCUCAGCCACUUCUGUCGAUGAAAAUAAGCUCGAUUCGUCUGUCGAGAGCUUGAGUGAGUUGUUCCAGAAUGUGUGCUUGUCAGGAGAUUCUAUCCAAAGGGUUGCAGCCUAUUUUGCUGAUGGCUUGGUGGCCAGGCUUCUUACGCGAAAAUCGCCUUUUUAUGAUAUGAUAAUGAAGGAACCUACUGCUGAGGAAGAGUUCUUGGCCUUCACUGAGCUUUACAAAGUGUCUCCUUAUUACCAAUUUGCUCAUUUUACAGCUAAUCAGGCCAUUAUUGAAGCCUUUGAGAAGGAAGAGGGGUAUAAUAAUAAUGCCUUGCAUGUUAUUGAUUUCGACGUCUCGUAUGGCUUCCAAUGGCCUUCCCUUAUACAAUCUUUAUCGGAUAAGACCACGAACAGCCAUCGGAUAUCUCUUCGAAUAACUGCCUUUGGAAGGAGCACUGAAGAAUUGCAUGAAACUGAGACAAGACUAGUGUGUUUUGCCAAGGGAUUCAGAAACCUGGUUUUCGAGUUUCAAGGAUUGUUAAGAGGUUCAAGUUUUUCGAACAUUAAGAGAAGGAACAAUGAAACACUUGCAGUAAAUUUAGUCUUUCAUCUCAACACUCUCACUAGCUUUUCGAAGAUUUCAGAUACCUUAAAAUCAGUCCAUUUCUUGAACCCUGCCACAGUAAUCCUAGUGGAACAAGAUGGUAGUAGAAAUCCUAGAAGCUUCUUAGCGCGAUUCAUGGAAUCUCUACACUAUUUUGCUGCAAUGUUUGAUUCUUUAGAUGACUGUCUACCCCUUGAUAGCGCGGAGAGACUUGGGAUUGAGAAAUAUCAUCUUGGUAGGGAAAUCAAAAGAUUUAUAAAUUUUGAAAAAGAUGUGACAAAUUGCAUGAAAUAUGAGAGGAUGGAAACAUGGAAAGGAAGAAUGGAAGGCCAUGGAUUUGAAGGGGUCAAGUUGAGCUCGAAAAGCGUAAUGCAGGCUAAGCUUCUGCUGAAGAUCAGGAGCCAGUAUUGUCCAGUGCAGUGUGAUGGAGAGAAUGGUGGAUUUAGGGUUUUUGAAAGAGAUGAGAACACAGCUAUCUCUCUGGGAUGGCAGGACAGGUGUUUGCUAACUGCCUCUGCAUGGCAUUGUGUGUGAUGGAUAUAUUUAUUGUUAUGUAUUCUUUUAACAUAUUGGUUCGGUUUUGUUGAUAAUCAUUUCAACAAUAAGUAAUAAUACAACAUUUAACAUA